This is a messenger RNA of Rhodofomes roseus, 2574 nucleotides long. RefSeq names its product exocyst complex component sec6. Gene Ontology annotation, molecular function: SNARE binding. The record is from RefSeq and is a predicted model, not a curated record. Gene Ontology annotation, biological process: exocytosis; exocyst localization. Lineage: Eukaryota; Fungi; Basidiomycota; Agaricomycetes; Polyporales; Fomitopsidaceae. The transcript has 4 exons. Bases 170 to 2419 code for a protein of 749 amino acids. Gene Ontology annotation, cellular component: exocyst.
AAGGCCUUGUCGCGACCAUGCUAUUGUCUCCUCAGACGACCUGCUUCAUGAAUGCUCGCCAACUCCGCACGCACCUGAGUACUCUCCACGAACAUCGCAGACUCAGUGUCGCCGACGUCUACCAAUCAGCACAGACUUCACAAGUUGAUCCUCAGGUGGCUACGCGCCCAUGUCUGCCCCUACCAUCUCUGCCGCACAGGCUGUGGGCGAGUACCUCCAGUUUCCCGAUGACCUCGCCAAGAUUACUGCCUUCCGCAAGAAGCUAGAGAAGGAGAAGGCUUCCAUCGACGCUAGGUUGAAGAGCGGUGUGAAGGAGCAGUUGGACGCUACCCGGGAUGGACUCCGGAAGGUCUUCGGCACUCGCAAUAACGUGCAGACCGUCAAGGAUGAGCUGGAGACGGUGGACAGGCUUUGCAGUGAUCCUCAGAACCAGAUCGCUACGUUUGAUCAGAUCAGCAGAGUGUCCAUAGUCCACCGUAACUUCGAGCGGGUGGAGGAGAUGGUGAACAACCUCAUUGACAUGAACACACAUCUCGACAUGCUCGAGGACAUGCUCACGGCGGAUAGCCAGGACAUCCUGGGGCCCGCACCCAACCUGCUCCGCGCCCAUUACCAAAUCAGACGGCUGGAGUCCUUCCGGAACGAGACCAUGCACAUGGCGAAGAAGAGCAGCGCGGACGUGCGCAAUACCCUUCGGAAACAGUUCGAACGCCUCGAUGGUCUCAUCGAAGGGUUCGAGCAGUAUAUCCUCGCGCUGGCGCGGAAUAUCCUCAUCAUCUGCAUGGAGGGUAACGCGGAGACGGUAGUGAAGCUGGUUAAGAUUGCAGAGAUUGAGGGGCACGAAGACCAGAAGGCCAUAGCCAUCAAACUCGUCAAGAAAGCUGCCAAGAUGGACGCAGCGGCGAAGUUCAGGUCUAUGCAGGCGGACGCUCGUGUCAUCAAGCACUACACGUCCAAGAUCCGGAAAUGCAUAACCGAGUCCAUCCAGAGCACAUUCGACGAAGCGUUCACCAGCAACGGCAGCAACCCCGCCGCGUUCUUGGAGAACCUCGACUGGCUGUACCAGGACCUCAUCCACGUCGAGACCGAUGUUGUCCCCUGUUUCCCUCAGUCAUGGGAUAUCUUUACCCACUACGUUAAGGAGUAUCACAAGGCUCUGGACGCGAUGCUCAAGAAAAUCGUAGCUUCUGAGCCAGAGGCCAGUGCCCUCCUCGCCAUAAACUCGACCAUCAAGGACUACAAGAAGAAGAUGAGGGAGCUCGAGAUUCCAUCCGAGCUGCUCGUCCCUCCGCUCCUCGAUGGGAAGGAGCAAGAUCUCAUUGAGGACUACCUCAAGCUCAUCAUCCGAAAGCUCGAGGAGUGGACGGAAAACUUGAUGAAGACCGAGAUCGCUUCAUUCACUCAGCGAGAGGAGCCGCCGGAAACGAACAGCGACGGGCUGUAUGGCACGCAGGGCGCGGUCAUUCUCUUCCAGAUGGUGAACCAGCAAGUGGACCUCGCGAUGGAGAGCGGGCAGGGCCUCAUCCUCGCGCGUACGGUCGAGGAGAUCAACCGCGUCAUGCGGGGCGUGCAGACGCGCUGGCUCAAGCUCAUCGACACCGAGUUCAAGAAGUUCGUCGAGAAGCCGGAGGAGGUGCCGGGCGGGCUCGUCGAAUAUUGCAUCGCGCUCGCGAACGACCAGCUCAAGUCCGCCGACUCUACGGAGACGCUCUCCGCACGCAUCGAGCCCCUCGUCUCGGACAAGUACCGACUGCCGAUCCACGACCACCUGAACGACGCGAUUGACGGCUUCCUCGACGUCGCGAAGAAAUGUCAGCAGACGCUCAUCGACCUCAUUCUUAACGACCUCAAGCCUGCGAUCAAACAGCUUUUUCAGCCGUCGUGGUACGACGGGAUCACGGCGCAGAUCGUCGAGACUAUCCGCGACUACAUGUUCGACUACAACACGUACCUCAACCAGACCCUCGUCGAGCUCCUCACCGAGGACCUCAUCGACACGUUCUUGGUCGCGUAUCUCAACGCCCUCGCCAACGCACCUAAAAUGAAGUUCCCCCAAGCUCUGACCCGGAUGCGGACCGACAUUGAUGAUCUUUACAAGCUGUUCGGCCAGUACAAGAAACUCGACGAGCUCGAGCCCCGCAUGCAGGUCCUCGACAUGGUGCUUUCGAUGCUCGAAGCGUCGCAAAGUCUCGUGUUCCUGUCGUACUACUCAUUUGCAAAGGUGUAUGGGCCCAAUAUCGCGUUCGUCGAGAACUUGCUUAAGGCCAGAGGGGACCUAGAUCGCUCGGGAGUCAGCGAGGUGAUGGAGAGUAUCAAGCGGAAAGUGCAGGAAGAGAAUCUGACAGAUCCGGCGGAGCCGACGAUCAUGAAGAAAGUCACGGUCCAGGGAGCGCUCUCUCGUCUGCUCAACAGGAGCUGAAUCACGUCACGGAAGGAUUGUACAAUAGCAGCAUUUCUCUACAUAGAUACCUCUACAUCUCUUGUGCCUCGUACAUUCUUCUAUCAUUAUUGCUUCUCGACUCGGUGCUCCAAUACAUCUCUCAAUCCGUCUUCGCCUUCAACUGAGACUUGUCC